AAACACCUCCUCUUCCUGCUUUUCUCAGUUCUCCGUUCUGCUUUUCUCUGCUCCCGCGUUACUCAUGUUGGAUUUACCUUUCUAUUAUAUGUAUAGGUGCAGUUGCACCUGAGCAGUCUGAGCCACACAGUUCCAGUUUGUUUUUAAUCGUAUCUGUUUGUGGACAUUGCUCUUUGCUUGAUUUUUAUUUUUCCCGCCUGUUCCCUGUUUGUGUCUCACUGCUUCCCUCACAUCUCCCUCAGCAGCCUUUUCCUGCAUUACUUCUAACAAAAGUUUCAUUUCUUGGUCAUGGAUGAUUUUGUAAGAACCAAACUGCUUGAAUGGGGGCUAAGUGAGUGGGUGGAGAAAUUUAAAGAUAAAGAAAUUGAUGCAGACAGUCUGUAUGAUCUUGAUGAUCAAGAAAUUGAUCAUGUGAUCACAAAAGCUGGACCAAGAGUGAAAUUCAAGAAGAACCUCAGGCUGUUAAAGUGUAAACAGGAGCAAGAAGCAGCUGAUUUGGCUCAGGUCUUUCCAUCCACAAGUGAUACAGGAAAGAGAAAAUCGGAUCUUCAAAGUGACCCCAGCAGGUUACAGUCACCAGCUAAGCGACAACGUCUGUCUGUGUCGGGAUUUGUAGAAUCAAUCAUACUGUCUGAUGCAAAAAGCAUCAUGACAUUUGUACAUGCCAGACUACAUCACCAAGACCAACUCUGUGCUUUCUUGAAGAAAAAGAUCAGUGAUUUGGAGACAGACAAGAGGGAGCUGGUUGGUGUCUUUGGUAAAACUGGGGCUGGAAAGAGCUCUUUGAUAAAUGCCAUUAUUGAAGAGAAGAAUCUUUUACCCUCAGGAAGUAUCAAUGCCUGCACCUCAGUCAUGAUUAAAUUGGAAGCUAACACCUACAGCUCAAAGUAUGAGGCAGAAAUUGAGUUCAUCACAAAAGAGGAGUGGAACGAUGAGUUGUGGUCAUUUCAUCAGUUUUUUUGCAAAAAUGGAGAUCACGAAACGGAAGAUAAUGAUGAUUAUCUUGAUGCUGUGGAAAAGCUGUCAGCAGUGUAUGGAGAAGAAUGGAAACAAAAGUCUUCUGAAAACCUCAUGGAGAGCAAAUAUUUCAAAGCAAUUCCAGAAUUUCUCCAAUCCAAGAGGAAGAUUUUGACAUGUGAAUCGGCUAAUGAACUCUGUGCAAAAGUUGUCAAGUACACAAGAAGUGAUUCAAAACAAGGAGAAGGUAAUGAAGGAAAAAAGUGGUUUUGGCCACUAGUGAAGUGUGUGACUGUCAGGGUGCCAAACAAUCCUUUUCUCCAGCAUGUCACACUUGUGGACCUUCCUGGAAAUGGUGACUGUAACAAGAGCAGAGAUCAGAUGUGGAAAGGGAUAGUUGGAGAUUGUUCUACUGUGUGGAUUGUGACUGAAAUUAAUCGAGCAGCAUCAGAGAAAGAGGCCUGGGAGAUCCUGGAAAGUGUCAGUAGUCUGAUUGGAAAUAGUGGCGAAUGUCAGCAAAUUCAUUUUAUUUGCACCAAGUCUGAUCUUCUUGAUGACUCAGAUGAUCUUUCAUCAGCUGAUUUCCAUGAUCUACUAACUGAAAGAAAUGUGCAAGCCAAGGAUGCAAUAAAGAAAGAAUUCAACAAGCAAAGCAAGAUUAAGAAACACUUCACUGAUGACACUUUCAAAGUGUUCACAGUGAGCUCCAAAGAGUUCCUAAAAGAAAACUACUUAAGUCCAGAAGAUACUGAAAUAACCAAACUUCAGAGAUUUUUGCAAGAUCUCAAUGACUGUCACUCAGAGACAGUAAACUAUGUGAAGGGAGCUCACGGGAUUCUGUCUUUAAUUCAAGGCGCCAACUCCAGAGGAGUGGAUAGUAAAAAAGGCGAGGUGUGUGAAGAACUUGAGAUAAACAUGAGCCUCCAACUUGAUAAUGUCAGAAAAGAAAUGGAAGACACCUAUACAGCUUUUAAAAAAUGUCUUGAUGAUGGUGUUGAGAAAUCCAAAUGUUCAUAUGGAGAAAAACUCAAGAACUUCUUGUAUGAUGGAAAGAAUGGUGGUGCUUUUUACAAUUUACUGAAGUGUGUUGUUGAGAAUGGUGGCAUCUACAAACCAAAAAAAGGGAAACCAAUUAACCUUAAUAUGAAGUUGGCUUCCUGUCUGAUUGACAGCAUUGGUGCAGAAUUCAGAAAGACCUUUCCAAAUGAAGUAACAUGUGGAGCAUUCAACGGAGUCAUCAAGACAUUUUCACUUGACACUGAUUCUCUAAUUGAAAAGUACAAAAAUGCUGAACUGCAGCUCAGAUUUCUCAAGACAGAGGAAGAAAAUAUUAAGGCAAGACUGAGCAGAAUCAUCCAGAAACAGAAGAAAAAUGUCUACAGCAGUCUGACAGAGACAAUUGAGAACAUUAUGGAAGAAGGCUAUUGCAAGGCUUUAGCAUUUACAGGAGAAGACACACUGUACAACAUGAGGGAGACUAUUGAGAACCAUGUGCACUCAAAGGAGGACAUGUUUGAGCAGGCAAAAAAUACCAUGUUGGGGAAGUUGCACGAUUUGAUGGUAUACGUCUUGGAGACUCUGGAGAAAACUAUGAAGGAAUCUAUUGGACUUUCAUUCACGGCUGAAGAGUGCUUACUCCCAGAUGUUUCAACAGAGCUUGAGAUGGUGAAGAAAUAUUAUAAUCAACUUGUAGGCACUCCAGAUAAUGAAAUAUCACUAACUCUGUAAAUCCUAAUGUUAUCAACUGAAUUAAAUUAAUGUUUUUAAUUUAAAAAAUGUCAAUGUUUUUUGUUUUUAAAAAUGUUAAAAUUUGUUUUAAGUACAUAUGCUGAUCAUCUUAGAGGCUGCAAUUAGUCCAUUUUAGGGAUUCGUGUAGUGUGAGGAUUGUUAAAAGCAAUAUUAAGACAUAAAAUGUAAAUAAUUCAUAUCUUCCAUUUGUCAUUGUUCAGUAUCACACCUGUCUUGUUGUGUUUAAGCAGUACUAAUUCUAAAACUAUUUAUGCAUUUUGACUGAUGCUGUUUAAAAAGCUUGAGAAUAUAUUUUUUAUGUCCUUGAUCUGCUUACCCUGUGUUACAGUUUUUCUUAUUAAAUCAUUACAUGACAUUAUGGAGUUGUGUAAUGUUUAGAUUAUUUCUUGUAUUCUUCCUCUCAGUGCAUUUAGUCAUGUUGUCUUGUUGGUUUAGAGCUUAAUUUCUCCCUUGGUGUUCCAUAGUCCUGUGUUAAGAAAAAUUUAUUUCCUCUUUGGUUCUUGACUUUUUCUUUAAAGUUUUAGGAUCCAAACUUACUAAAAAAUCCUGCUCCAUAACAAAACAAACAUACAAAAACCCAUUACAUUACAGUUUUUGGAAAUAUGAAAUCACUAUAAUAGUGUAGAAAUGUGUAUUUAAACAUGUUUACAUUGACAGAAAUUGGAGUUUCUAUGGUUUGACCCAUCUGUGAUAGAAGUGAGCUGAAUGUGGCCUACGAUGAAAAAUGCGUUUUACAUCCUGUGAGGCCUUAAGCCUCGUUAACGUUUGGUGGGCCUGUUUUUAUUUCCUUUUUGUUCAGGCCAUCAUUAGUGGCUCCUCCCAUCCAUUAUGAGAAAAGGAGUUCACCUGUUUGGGAACCUAUGUAAGGUGAUAUACUUUUAAGAUGUCGGCCACCCUCCCCCUCCUCUAAGAAGGCUGGGGCUUUUCUGGCACCCAAUUUAGGUUGGGUUUUUUUUUUUCUUGCUGUUGUUUUUUUCGCUUUUUGUCACAUUCCUGGGUCUGUUGACCCAGCGUUUUGAGUUUUAGUUUAUUUUGAUGUUUAUGGUUUGUUUCUACUUCAGUAGGUUAUCUAAGCUCAUUUGUUUAUUUAGAUUCCACUUGUGUCUUCUACCCCUGUGUUUUAGUCUCCUUUUUCCCUUUAUGUGUUUCACGCUGCGUGUCUUAGGUUGUCAAGGUUAUAUUGUCUUGUCUGUGUCUCAUGUUUCCUGUUUUAUUUUGAAGGUCUGUGUCCUAUGUCAGUGUAGUCAGCUUUGCUUCCUUUGUCUCGUUAUGUCAGACCAGUGUCAGCUGUUUCCCCAUGUUUUUCCACUUCCCCUAAUCACCCUUGUGUGUAUUUAGUCUGUGUGUUUCUGUUCAGUCCUUGUCAGGUCGUCUGUUGUCCACGCCAUGUUUCUCACGCCAUGUAUUCAAGUUUCAUGUCUAGGUUUUUCUUGUUGUUUGUUUAGUUCUCCCAGUUUAGGUUAUGUUAGUUUUA
Oreochromis niloticus (Nile tilapia) is the source of this 4180-nucleotide messenger RNA. RefSeq names its product nuclear GTPase SLIP-GC. The coding region runs from base 289 to 2685 and encodes 798 amino acids. Lineage: Eukaryota; Metazoa; Chordata; Actinopteri; Cichliformes; Cichlidae. Gene Ontology annotation, molecular function: GTPase activity. The transcript has 21 exons. The record is from RefSeq and is a predicted model, not a curated record.